This is a messenger RNA of Linderina pennispora, 1205 nucleotides long. RefSeq lists its product as uncharacterized. The transcript is spliced from 3 exons. The record is from RefSeq and is a predicted model, not a curated record. Lineage: Eukaryota; Fungi; Kickxellomycota; Kickxellomycetes; Kickxellales; Kickxellaceae. Gene Ontology annotation, molecular function: mRNA binding. The annotation marks the transcript as partial.
CUUCUCUUUUUCUCCCCCCUUCAUCGAGCUAUUUCUUUUUCACUUUCAUUUUUUUUUACUUUUUGCACCCCCUCCUGGCCUUUCAUUUCACUUUUUCUAUUCUCUUCACAUUCCAUUUCCUUUCUUUUUAUCUCAUGGCUGACGAAAUCACCACGAUUUUUGUUGUCGGGUUCCCCGACGACAUGAAGGAGCGCGAGUUCCAAAAUAUGUUUACGUUUUCGCCGGGGUUCGAGGCGGCCACGCUCAAGGUGCCGGGUCCCGAAGAGUCGAUCGACAAAGACGGGAACCUGCAGAAGAAGCAAAUUAUUGGGUUUGCAAAGUUUCAUACACGGCUCGAGGCCCUGGAAGCGCGGGAUAUUCUGACUGGACGCAAGGUGGAUGCCGAUAAAAACUGCGUGCUGAAGGCAGAGAUGGCCAAGAAGAACCUGCACACGAAGCGGGGGCUGUCGUCGCUGGGGGCCCUGGCAACGGGCACCACGGCGACCUUCGGGCUAGACAGCCCCUCGACCGUGCUCAGCGGGUACCAGCAGGUGCCGAUGACAGCGGGGCUGUCGACAGCGGGACUGCAGACAGCCGGCCUGCAGACGCCGCUGGCGCCAAGCGCGCUGCUGGCGAGCCGGCCAGAGAAGCUCCGAAUUGCGUCGAUGCGCAGCUUCAAUCCGUUCAACGACGGGUCGUUGCAGUCAGCGCCGGUGCUGGGGAACGGGCGACAGUUCCAGCUGCGGCAGGACCAGUACACGUCGGCGUUUGCAGAGGCGUCGGGCGGGUUCUACCAGAACGAGCUGUCGGCGCUGGACAUGCACGUGGGUGCGCCGAAGCCGCCGGGCUCGGCCUUGAGCAUUCCGUACUCGGCACUGGCGAGCGCCGGGCUGCUGGGUCCGACGACGCCCGGGCUGGUGUUGCCUAUGGCGACCACGCGCAGCGUCAACUCGAACGACCAGAACCCGCCGUGCAAUACUUUGUACGUGGGCAAUCUGCCGGUGGGCGCGUCUGAGGAGGAGCUGAAGCUGGUGUUCCGCAAUGCCCCCGGAUACAAGCGCAUGUCGUUCCGCACCAAGCCCAACUCCGGGCCCAUGUGCUUUGUCGAGUUCGAGGCAAUCGACUACGCGACGCUGGCCAUGCAUGAGCUGGACGGCCGCAAGCUGUCGAGCUCCGUUGGCGGCGGCAUCCGGCUGUCGUACUCGAAGAACCCGCUGGGCGUGCGC